AUGAAAUUUUUUUUUCAUCACUUGUUGCCAGAAGUAAGUUGUGAUUUUUUAGAAUACAUAUUUUUUUAAACAAAUUGUGAAUUGCUAAUUUUUUCAUUUUGUUAAUUUUUAUAAAAGAAUUGCUUGUUUCUUUUAUUCGGUGUCUAAUGUUUAUUAGGUGCUUAUUUUACACCGGCCCUUGUUCCUUACUAGGAGCAUUAAAAAGUCGGAUGUGUGGAGAAAAUUUUACAUGAACCGCACUAAAAAUUCCAAAUUUUAUUUAAAAAAGUCUAUCGGAAUUCCGAUCGGAACGACCCUUUGGAAUCUUGCAAAAUAAUAAGCUUUCAGCUACUGUAAUAUUGGCGUUUAUUAAUCAUAGAACCUAAAAAAAAUCAUUUCAACCUACAUUUUUGCUUUCUUUAAGGUUAUAUAGGUUUCUAUUUUAAUCCCAAUACUCCGUUCUUGCCGAUCCCUUGUUAGACAACUUUUAAUGUUUAGAUAUGGGAAAAUGUCAUAGAGCAUGUCACGAUAAUGGAAGAUAUCUGUUCAUUGGCUGUAGUAAACAAAUAUUUUUACAAGCUUGUCAAAACGGACUUUCGGCAGCUAUGUUAUUAUCAUGCAGUAUACCGUCUUAAAGGCGAAACUUGGGCGUACGCUUUUAUAAAGUAAGUUUACAAAACUGUACGAUGGGACAGAGUAUUUACAUUCAGUUAUUUCCUUUUAGCACUAUACAUAUAAGACUUUGAAAUGAACUUUAUUUUAGCUUUGGGAACCGUGCGUAUAAUGCGGUGUGUGGUAAUAAAAUAUAUUAUCUAGACCACGCUAUUUGUUGCCCGUUUACUGGGAGAUUUGCCAUAACUCUUUUGUUUAACUAUGGCUGCGUUUUACCGACCAAUAUCGACUUUAGCCUCAACCAGUUUUCUGUCCUUGAUUUUCGCUCAUAUACAACCCAAAUUACGUACCUAAAUAUGAUAAAUCGAGGAAAAGAGCUUCUUGUUCGUUCUCCCUAUGUUACGUUGGUAUAUGAUUUGUCUUCUAUGAAGGUUACACAUAUAUUGACCCAUAACGCGUUAAACCAGUAUUACGCGAUACAAACAGGUCGUGUUGUGGACUGUUAUACGAAAAAGGAGUUCCAAGUUGAUGUAAAAAACUCACUUUUUGAAAUUUUCUACAUCAACAGUUAUGGAAAAUGUAAAUAUGUUGGAGUACAUACGAUAGAUGACAAACUUGUUGUAAUUGAUAGCGAAACAGGUGAAAAGCAUGAAGUUUGUGAAUGGAGAGACAAAAUGGUUGUGUAUGUCACCUCUGAAAACAACUCUGUAGUUAUUACGGGAUCCAGACGUAAGUAAAAGUUAACAAUUGGGGAGAGGGGAGGGUGAAGGACAGAGUUUUUCCCGGACCGGACCCAAUGCGGGAGUCCGGAAUUUGAAUUUUGUUUUCCCGCGCUUUUUUUCUACCGGACGGAUCGGUCUGAAAGUUUUUCUACCCCUAUUUGGAAUGGUGCUGACCCUUUUAGAUGCUGUUAGUUUUUUGAUAUCUAUUCUAGUUUUUGAGAUAUGCGUUUGGCGGGAAAAAUAAAUUCAAAAAUUCGGAUUGUGCGGCCGGAUCGGACCCAAGAGGAAAAACUCUGGUGAAGGAGGAUCUUUCCAGGAUAUAGUUUGUAUAUUACGUAGCAUUUUUAAAAAAGAGUUAUACGAAAGUUUGCUUGUAAAGUAGGAUCCUCACCUCCCUGCAGAUUUUAUUCUACAAGUGUAAGAAUGAACAUUUGUUCUACAAAUGUACAAAACUUAAUAUUAAAAUUAAGGUCAUGCUCAAGGAUGUCAAAUAUAUUGUCUCAGAAGAAGAUCAUUUGUUUUCGAUCAAAUAAAUGAUGAACGAUGGUUCUUGUUUAAUUCUAGCAGUCUUUUCAAACCUGCGGAUAUGUCGGUAUGGAUUUCAAACAAAUAAAAAAGUUAGAAAGAAAUAAUAACUUUUUUUUUCUAACCUCGACCCUUAAAUUAGCAAUGGCUUUUUACUCUAACAGCUUUAACUCUAGUGUUACCCUAGGCUCUCAUUCAGCUUAUCGAUAGCUAUAUGCAUAGCAAUAACCCUAUCCUUUUGAUAGGAGCCGUGGAUUACUUUUAACUUUAUUUUAAAAGUAAAGAUUAAUCCACAGUCGGUGAUAAAUAGUUUCACUUUCAGUUUUUGGUUUACGACACAGAGAUAAACAAUUGGAGAGAAAUAAAGCCCAAUCCUAGCCUUCGACUAGAACGUAGGUGUGAGUGUUAUUUGACCUCCGACUUUGUGCCAAUGCCGACCUACACAAUUAUGGAAUCCUUUCAAGAUGGCAUUGUCAAACGCGUUUUACUGCGCUUUAAAAAAGGCAAGUUUUAAAAUUUGUUGGAAUGGAGAGUUGUUCCUCCUUUUCUUGUAUUUUAAGUAUAAAAGCAUAGCAAAUCAUUAAAAAAAUUUUCUACGCUUUAUUAUGCCCUAUAUUGUUCAGAUACCAAUGUUCACCACUACUGGAUAUAUCCUAUAAUCAAACGCUCUAUGCUUUGCUCUGGUUGAUCUAUAAACUAAAUUUUAGGAGUUGUCCGUGCAACAACCUUUAAUGCCGAAGUCGAGUUCAUUCCUGAAAAACAUAACAAUUGGCAACCCCUUGAAGAUGAUAACCAUCCAAUCGCGCAAUUUUUACAAAUGAACGAUGUAAAGCCAAGCAAAAAAGCAAGUAGCUUAAUCGGUUGGUUUAGCCAGUCGUACAUGAUUGAGCCACGUAUCCAGUUAGUUGAUGCCAAAACCGGAGCUAUAAAAGAAGGGCUGAAUAGUAUUUUGUGA
This is a messenger RNA of Bursaphelenchus okinawaensis, 2793 nucleotides long. NCBI's taxonomy places the organism in Eukaryota, Metazoa, Nematoda, Chromadorea, Rhabditida, Aphelenchoididae. The record is from the annotation of a GenBank genome assembly.